ACCACUACUGCCCCAACAACCACCAUUGGCCUAACUUCAACAACCACUGCUCAAACUUCAGCUACUGCAACCACCACUCCAACCACAACCACAACUACUGCUGGCCCAACUUCAACAAUUUCCACUCCUUCAACACUAACCACUGCUCAAACUUCAGCUGCUGAUGCAACCACGACUGCUGUACCAACAACCAGCAACCCGAGUACAACAACUCCUGUUCAAACUACAACACCAAGUAUCCCUACAACAACUGCUACCCCAACAACCACCACUGGCCCAACUACAACAACUUUUAUCCCAUCAACAACUGGAGCCCAAUCAACAACAACUUCUGCUCCAUCAACUGCCAGCUCUUCAACCGCGAGCACCACUCAAACUACAACUGCUGCAGCAACCACGACUGCUGUAUUGAAAACAACUGAUGACUUGACAACAACCACCAUUGGCCCAACUUCAACAACCAGUGUUCAAACUACAACUACUGCUUCAUCAACAACCACCACUGCUCCCCCAACAACCACCACUGGCCCAACUUCAACAACCAUUGUUCCAACUACAGCUACUGCUUCAUCAACAACCACCACUGCUGCCCCAACAACCACCAUUGGGCCAACUUCAACAGGCAGUGUUCCGACUACAAGUACUGCUUCAUCAACAACCACCACUGCUGCCCCAACAACCACCACUGGCCCAACUUCAACAACCACUGUUCCAACUACAGCUACUGCUUCAUCAACAACCACCACUGCUGCCCCAACAACCACCACUGACCAGAGUUCCACAACCAGAAUUCCAACUACAACUACUGCUUCAUCAACAACCACCACUGCUGCCCCAACAACCACCACUGGCCCAACUUCAACAACCAGUGUUCCAACUACAACUACUACCACUGCUCCCCCAACAACCACCACUGGCCCAACUUCAACAACCAUUGUUCCAACUACAGCUACUGCUGCCCCAACAACCACCAUUGGGCCAACUUCAACAGGCAGUGUUCCGACUACAAGUACUGCUUCAUCAACAACCACCACUGCUGCCCCAACAACCACCACUGGCCCAACUUCAACAACCACUGUUCCAACUACAGCUACUGCUUCAUCAACAACCACCACUGCUGCCCCAACAACCACCACUGACCAGAGUUCCACAACCAGAAUUCCAACUACAACUACUGCUUCAUCAACAACCACCACUGCUGCCCCAACAACCACCACUGGCCCAACUUCAACAACCAGUGUUCCAACUACAACUACUGCUUCAUUAACAACCACCACUACUGCCCCAACAACCACCAUUGGCCUAACUUUAACAACCACUGCUCAAACUUCAGCUACUGCAACCACCACUCCAACCACAACCACAACUACUGCUGGCCCAACGUCAACAAUUUCCACUCCUUCAAUACUAACCACUGCUCAAAUUAAAGCUGCUGAUGCAACCACGACUGCUGUACCAACAACCAACAGCCCAAGUACAACAACUGCUGCUCAAACUACAAUUACAAGUAUUCCUACAACAACUGCUCCCCCA
Molecule: messenger RNA, 1533 nt
Organism: Toxotes jaculatrix (banded archerfish)
Lineage: Eukaryota; Metazoa; Chordata; Actinopteri; Toxotidae
Product: mucin-5AC-like
Exons: 2
Source: RefSeq, a predicted model, not a curated record